CUGAGCAAGGCGGCGCAGACCCGGAAGUGACUUCAACGUUGUGGAAACGUGAGGCGAUUGUGUGGAGCUGCUCACAUUUCAAUUCGCUGAAAAGAGUUAAGAAGCCGAAACCUAAUAAAACAUGAGUUUGUUAAACAAGCCCAAAUCUGAGAUGACUCCAGAGGAGCUCCAAAAGCGAGAGGAGGAAGAGUUUAACACCGGUCCACUUUCAGUACUCACCCAGUCUGUGAAGAACAACACACAGGUUCUUAUCAACUGCCGCAACAAUAAGAAGCUAUUGGGCAGAGUCAAAGCAUUCGACAGGCAUUGUAACAUGGUUCUAGAGAAUGUGAAAGAAAUGUGGACGGAGGUGCCCAAAAGUGGCAAGGGCAAGAAGAAGUCAAAGCCAGUCAACAAGGAUCGGUACAUCUCAAAGAUGUUCCUGAGAGGCGAUUCAGUCAUCGUGGUGCUGAGAAACCCACUCAUCACCGGGAAAUAAACCUGACGUGUAACGCAUCUGUUCAAGUACAGGUGAUCUCCUGGACACUCAUACACCAGCUCACCUGUGAGCUCAACUCUCAUUGACUUACCAGCCCGUGUUAAAGUGUUAAUUAGACCUUUGAGCAGAUUAAGUCUUUUGCACUCAAGGAACAGUGCAUAUGCAACAAUUGUAUUUUGAUGGGAAAUCUUUAGCAUCAUUUUGAGAGAUUGUCUGGUCAAAGAAAAGAUGCAAAGAAGAUGCCAUUUGAACCUUUUUUGUUUAAGUUGUAUAAAAAUGUGCUUUUUUUCUAAAUAAACGUUUGGAUAUUCAAACCUCUAAAUCUAUUGUAUGAUUCUAUCAGAAAUUAACCAUUAACAGACAAAGCAGAAAGAGUGCUCCUCAGACAAAAGUUUCACGUUGCCGUUUGUCCUCUUUCCUCCCCUCUCACUGUCUGCUGCCCCUCUCAUCCUCUCUGUCCCCCUCCCUUCAUCUGACUCAUUUGGUAGAGUCCCUUGGCAGCAGCUUGGGUGUCAGUGUAGAUUUCAGCAGGCAGCACUCAAUAAGUGACAAACUGCCGUUUAAAGCGCUCUGCAUUAUUAAUGUGACCAGAUGUGCUGACUGUCACUUCACACCCCUGCCCUCCACUGUGGGCUCCGCUGACCCCUCGUACUAAAAGACAUUUUAAACCAUUCCUUUUUGUUAAAACUGAUUUGAUGUUUUUGAAAAUUACAGAAAUGUAUGUUUUGAAAAAUUAGAAUAGGCUUUCUGAAUGGGGUUUACCAUGGUAAAAAAAAAAAUCUAGAUUUAAUUGUUUUAAAAGUAUAUAUGGACAAAAUGGUUAUCUCAGGACUUGACCUGAGAGGACAGUCUCAGGAAAUCACUUAAAUAUUCAGUGGAACGGUGAAAAUUUAACACUGUAUCAGUUUGGGUUAUUGUGAUCCACUGGUAUCAUAUUUAUUCAUUUAUUUUAAUGUGUUUUAAUACAAAGCUGGAUAAAAACAAAUGUAAACUGAUGGAAUCUGCUUCGUUAAAUUAUAUCAAUUGUUAAUAAGGGUUAGAUUA
Messenger RNA from Sinocyclocheilus anshuiensis, 1522 nucleotides. RefSeq names its product small nuclear ribonucleoprotein Sm D2. The record is from RefSeq and is a predicted model, not a curated record. Gene Ontology annotation, biological process: RNA splicing. Gene Ontology annotation, cellular component: small nuclear ribonucleoprotein complex. Bases 122 to 478 code for a protein of 118 amino acids. Gene Ontology annotation, molecular function: RNA binding. NCBI's taxonomy places the organism in Eukaryota, Metazoa, Chordata, Actinopteri, Cypriniformes, Cyprinidae. The transcript has 3 exons.